AUGGACAUCCACGCGCUCAUCAACACCACAGACACCCACAAUUCCCCCUGUGCCGAGCGAUCCUACCAGCUUCAAACACAGCGAAUUCCGGGCCCCGUUUUCCAACGUAAGCGACCUCCAAACAACCUGACACGCGACGAAAAGAUCCAGAUCCGCACCCUGCGCGAAUACCUCAACUGGACCGACUCCCAAAUCGCCGCCGCGAGAGGCAAGACCGUUCGCGAAGUUCAACAGGCUCUGACCGGGCCAUUAACACCACCCCCGAAACGGUCUGAUCGCAAGCCGAGGUUCAAAUGUGAGCAGCGGAUUCCGCCCGUUGGAGGCCAGGAAACGCGCCCGGUCAGUAUGGCCGGUGUGGCCAGAAACAACGGCCUGUUGGCGGCGUGGUCCAUGUGUGCGCUGCUUCUGCGUCUGGUGAUCUCGAUGUUCCGCUACGUCUCGGGCAGGUCGGUCACGUAUGCACAUACGUACAGCCGGCUUUGCCCAACAGCGACCUGCUUGUAA
Molecule: messenger RNA, 504 nt
Organism: Dichotomopilus funicola
Lineage: Eukaryota; Fungi; Ascomycota; Sordariomycetes; Sordariales; Chaetomiaceae
Exons: 2
Coding region: 1-504 (167 amino acids)
Source: RefSeq, a predicted model, not a curated record